Messenger RNA from Penicillium waksmanii, 372 nucleotides. Its product is annotated as tRNA processing endoribonuclease Trz1. Gene Ontology annotation, cellular component: mitochondrion. The record is from RefSeq and is a predicted model, not a curated record. The transcript has a single exon. Bases 1 to 372 code for a protein of 123 amino acids. Gene Ontology annotation, biological process: mitochondrial tRNA 3'-end processing. Gene Ontology annotation, molecular function: 3'-tRNA processing endoribonuclease activity. NCBI's taxonomy places the organism in Eukaryota, Fungi, Ascomycota, Eurotiomycetes, Eurotiales, Aspergillaceae.
AUGAAGUUCUACUGGCAGGCCUUGACGACCCCGACGGCCGACACCCCCGGCACGUUCCUCAAUCUACACUUCCCCGAGAAGAGAUACAUCUUCGGUCAGGUAUCAGAGGGAACUCAGCGAGCAUGCGUCCAACGGGGAACCAAGCUCAGUAGCCACUUGAAUCAUCUUUUUUUGACAGGUCGCACGGAAUGGGCGAACAAUGGCGGUCUGAUUGGUGUCAUCUUGACUGUCGCGGAUGCAAGCGCGGCGACCUACGGUUCCCUGGAGACUGCUUCACGUGAAAAGAUGCAGCGCGCGGCCGAGCGCAAAGCUACGGAGGCACCAGGAAGAAAUCUGGGGCCGCUGAACCGCGCGAUCCCACGAACCAGUUAG